Pangasianodon hypophthalmus (striped catfish) is the source of this 1964-nucleotide messenger RNA. RefSeq names its product 3-hydroxyacyl-CoA dehydratase 3 (gene hacd3). The coding region runs from base 602 to 1405 and encodes 267 amino acids. NCBI's taxonomy places the organism in Eukaryota, Metazoa, Chordata, Actinopteri, Siluriformes, Pangasiidae. Gene Ontology annotation, cellular component: endoplasmic reticulum membrane. Gene Ontology annotation, biological process: fatty acid elongation; very long-chain fatty acid biosynthetic process; sphingolipid biosynthetic process. The record is from RefSeq and is a predicted model, not a curated record. The transcript is spliced from 12 exons. Gene Ontology annotation, molecular function: 3-hydroxyacyl-CoA dehydratase activity.
CCUAUCACACAAUCUAUUCCUCUCCUACACAGAAAUAUUCUCGUGGGCGAGAAAAAAAGCGCGCCCCCGCGGCCGUACUGUACAGAGGCGCGCACGCGCACAGCUCGCCCACCGCCGAAUAUUCUGGGCGAACGGUUGCUGUGCGUCUUCCGCCAGCCUGGUGCUGAUGUGUCGGGGGUCUGCAUUUAUUCAGCCCAGGUUUCGAGAGCUGAACUGAAUAUUAUACUGAGCCGCAUAAACAUCUUACGAUGCAGACUCUCACACCGCACGUGUUUUGGGCCCAGAGACACGGCGAAAUUUACCUGCGGGUGGAGAUAAGCGAUGCGAAGAUGCAGAUCCAUGGCUUCCUCCUCCAAGACCACAAGCCAUCUGUACCAGUCAUGUUUUAUUUACAGACAUUUUUCAGAACUUUGACAUAAGCGUACAAGAGAACACCCUCAAGUUUAGAGGUCAGGGUCAUGGAGCAAAAGGAGAAAAUGAAUAUGAAUUCAGCUUGGAGUUCUUAAAUCCGGUGAAACCUGAGAUAAAACACAAAUCCACCCAGCGGCAGGUGAAUAUCACAGUGAGAAAGCAGAAGCACUGCUGGUGGGAUCGACUCACCAUGCAGGAGAAGAAGCCUGUGUUUCUGGCCCCUGACUUCGACCGCUGGCUGGACGAGUCAGAUGCUGAGAUGGAGCUGAGGCAAAAGGAAGAAAGAUUAAAUAAAAUAAGCAUCGAGUCAAGGAUUCCAAAGGACCCAUACCUAGGCUUGAAAAAAGGAUAUCUCUUCAUGUACAACCUGGUCCAGUUUCUUGGGUUCUCCUGGAUCUUUGUCAACAUGACUGUUCGUCUUUUCAUACUUAGGGAAGAUUCUUUCUAUGAUACCUUUCACACCAUUGCUGAUGUGAUGUACUUCUGUCAGAUGCUAGCCAUUGCUGAGGUUAUUAACCCUGCCUUGGGGUUAGUCAAGACUGGUGUAAUGCCUGCCUUUAUACAGGUGAUGGGGAGGAACUUUGUCCUUUUUGUCAUCUUCGGGAGCCUAGAGGAAAUGCAGAACAAACCUGUUGUUUUCUUUGUCUUCUAUCUCUGGAGUGCCAUUGAGAUAUUUAGGUACCCUUUUUACAUGUUGGCCUGCAUUGACACUGAAUGGAAAACGCUGACUUGGCUACGGUAUACUGUUUGGAUUCCCCUGUACCCACUUGGUGUCCUUGCUGAAGCUGUGGCAGUCAUCCAGUCUAUCCCCAUCUUCAAUGACACUAAAUUCUUAAGCAUCCCUUUGCCUGAAGCCCUCGGCUCCUCCCUCAGCUUCUCCUACGUCCUGCAGCUCUACUUGCUGCUCAUGUUCCUGGGACUCUUCAGCAACUUCCGUCAUCUCUACAAGCAGAGGAGGAGACGGUUCCGAAUGAAAAAGAGGAAAGCCAACUGAGAUGCCCUCGGAAGAACUGAAGUGUCCUGCCUUCACCCAGGACUCUCUCAGCCCAUCUUUUUCCGCUCUCUAGCUAGAGAAAUCAUUACAGAAGCAGGAUUACCCAUUCCUCCGCUGAACCAAACAAAGUGCAUUUACAGUCUAGUUCUCAAACCCAAUAGGACCUUGAACCAACUACAAAACAGAUUGUUUAAUUUGAUAGGGCUUAAAGUAUUUAUAAAUCUAACUGUUAUUUCUAUUGCGAGUUAUGUUUAGUGGGUUGGGCAUUUGAAGUUGACAGAGUAGUAACAUUCUCCCUAUCAAUCAUUCCCCGGAACGUGUUUGUGUGUUUAUCUCUGCAGAAGAGCAGAGAAACUGAUAUAGAGACCAACAACCUCAGGGACUGUGACAGUUUUAAACAAAGCAGCAGAAACCCACAAGAGGGGCAAUAAUCUGCUAUGUUAUAUAAAGAAAACAGAUGAAUAGUAUAUGCUACUGAAUACCAGGCUACUGAUGAUUGUUUAAAAUAAAGCUUUCAAAUGAAUGAUUACUAUCAACUACAUUACAAAUGUGAGACACA